CAAUUUGAAAGGGUAUAUUGUGUUUUCCAGUCAGUUUCCCUAUAUUCUACCUAGAAAUGGAGUUAAAACAGCAUAAACAAGUUAAAUCAAUCCAAAUUUCAGAAAUGUAUAUCGAAUCUGUUAGUUGUUUAAAUUGUUGAGAUUAUAAUGUGAGAUUCUAUGCUCCUCUGUGCAGCAGAGGGGAACAAAACAGCAGAAAGGGGAAAGGCAGAAGAUAUAUUGGCCAUGUGAUGUGUUGCACAUUUAAUUCUCACACCAGACUGCUUAGACUUUUUUCUCCCCCUGCAUUUCUAUAGCGAAAAGAUUUCGAAAGAAGCCACUUCCUAGCUAGUCACAUAAUGGCCUUUGAACACAUACCACGAAAAGACUGGUAUAGAAUUCUGGGUGCAGAACCAUCAGAGAACCUGACUGAACUGAAACAGAAAUAUCAGAAGCUGGUAUUAUUAUAUCAUCCAGACAAACAGAGUGCAGAUGUGCCAGCAGGAGAAGUGGAGGAGCGUGUGCAGAGGUUCAUCGAAAUUGAUCAAGCGUGGAAAAUUCUAGGGAACGAAGAGACAAAAAAAGAGUAUGACCUACAGCGCCGUGAAGAUGAUCUAAUGCAAACAUGGCCAGUGGAUGCUCAAAUUUAUCUUGAAGACAUGUCCUGGAAUAAGGAUGAAGAAUGUUAUACACGCUUAUGCCGAUGUGGUGGGAAGUAUACUGUCUCCAGAAAUGAAGCUGAAGAGGUUUCCUUGGUUUGCUGUGACACGUGUUCAUUAAUUAUAGAGAUCCUUCGAUGAAAUAACAGUUGCCCCACUUGCAUUUGUUGGUUUCAUCCAGCUGAAUAGUCAGUGGACAGAAUCGGUUAGUAAAUGUUUCAGGGGAAAGGUGUGCAUUGCAAGUGCUAGCACACUGUCAGGGCUGAAAAGGAGGGCUUAAAUCUAUUUUCAAGUUUUAACCAGAAGACCUUAAACAAAAGAGCUGUAAGUGCUUCAGUUAAUCAAAUUAGAUACAUUUCUGUACUUAAUAGAAUUUGAACUGUCCUGUGAAAAUGGUGCUUGUUCUGCUUGUUUUCACUGAUUUGAAAACUGUCCUUUUCCUGCCCUAAAAAUGAGUGCUUUCAUCAUUUUUAAUUAAUUUAUUUACAUUCCGUUUGUUUGGUCUAGAUGCCACUCGUUUCUCCCUAAGAUUAUAGCAGUUAUAGCUGGGGGACUACCUUCAGAGUAGCUAAAUCUCACAUUACCAUCAAAGAUGACAAAAGUUACCUUAUAAUACUUAACACUGAAACUGUUACUGGAAUUGGAAGAGAAUGGAGAUCAGCCUAAUAUGUUCAAAGGAAGGAAGGUAAAAUUUCUAGGAAGCAGCUGCUGUACGAAACAAUGGUCCUGUGCCUUUUUAAAAAAUGGUCAAAGUUUUUUAAGCAAUCUUACAAUAUGCAUAUGCAACUGAAUUGAGGGGCUUAUGUGCACAAAGUUGUUACCUCUUUCCUACAUGUCAUGUGUUAGUAGACUCCAGUAGUUAAGAUCAGAGCUAUGUAAUAGUUUAAUGACGUCUCCCAUAUAUUAAGGACUGCAUUUCUGCAAAUGUGCUGUUUGAAGUGUUACUAAUACAGAGUGGUUCUGCCACCUCAAGAAUUUGCAUGGUGACUUGUGUCCAAGAAACAGCUUUGCAAUCAUAGUUUUGUCUAAGUCAUUUGGACUUUUAAUUUAACUACAUUGGUAAUAUUUUAUGAAUGGAAACUUGAGCGUAAGUCCACAAUAGGAUUUAGGCACAAAGUCAAAAAUUUAGAUCCUCAAAGCCCCUGCUCAGCUGCUGCCUAACCCUGCAUGUGGCUAAAAUUUCUAGGUGCCUAAGUUGCCAGUGGUGAAAUCCCCAACAUGCCUACAGUUCUGUGAGUGGACAAGUACAAAGCCACCUAAGUCCUGACACUGCUGAGCUGCUCAGGGUCUGAUUUGGUAGGUGUUCUCAGAGUCUGCCUAAGAGCAUGCCUACUGGAUUGGACCCCACGUAAAACAGGAUGGGUAUAGCAGUAGCCCAGUAGUUGAACACUCACCUGGGAUAUGAGUGAUCUGGAGCAAGGACUUGAACCCAGGUCUAUCCCAUCUUAGAUGAAUAUCCCAAUCACUAGGUUAUAGGGUAUUGUGAGUGAGUCUCUCCUAUUGAUGUUGUUCUACUUAAAUAGUCAUUGGUACAGGGACCAGACCUGCGUCCCACAGAUGAAUAUCCUAACCACUGAGCUAUAGAGUCACUCUCUCUGGCCCAAUUAAUAAUGGCCAUCGUCACUACCCAAUUUUUUUUAUGAGAAAGGGCUGACCUUGCUUAAACUCCCCCUAGAGUUAGACACGUAUGGCUGUGAAUCCCUAGUGAAGAUGGGUGCCCAGCUGCCCUUGAGGGGCAGGGCAACUCAUGCUGUAUAUGUUCUGUGGAAUGUUACUGAAAAAUGACUGGAGUGGCAAAAGAAAGUUAACCUGUCAGCACUAUGGCUACUGCCAUACCAGCAUGGGGUGCCUGAGGACAUAAAAAGCGACAAAGAGUCCUGUGGCACCUUAUAGACUAACAGACGUAUUGGAGCAUAAACUUUCGUGGGUGAAUACUCACUUAGUCAGACUUUUGAGUUAGUCUGGAUCUGUAGAUACAGACUAACACGGCUUCCUCUGAUGAGGACAUAAAGUAUCUAAUAGAGAAACUGCACCAUGGUACAUUUAGCUGCGUGAGGGUCAAUGGCUGUAUUAGAGACUGAUUUUCAAUAGAAUUGGCGUAUAACAGGGAUGUGUUCUCUCACCUGCAUUAUUAUUUAAUGUUCUAAUAGACUAUCUGAUUGAGGACAAUAUAGGAGGUGUGAAACUUAGAUUCAUUUUUUGAGGAUCUCAAGUGUAUGGAUGAUAUUGCCUUACCUGGUAUUGACCAACUACAGCUAAUGUUGGAAGAACUGCAAAAAAUUGCAGAAUCUAUGGGACUUCAGAUUAAUGGUUAUAAAGCCAAAGCCAUGCAUGCCUCCUGUAAAAUGGAAACAAAUGACCUGCCAGUGCUGCAAGUAGAUGUUAAUGACACUGAAUAGGUGAAUAGUUUUAUCCAUUUGGGUAGUCAGUUGACAGCAGGAGGUGCUGUAUCCAGAGAAGUCAUAUGUUAGAUUGGUUUUGCAUUAAUGGCAUUUCACCAUCUUCAGAGCCCUCUAUUUGGGCAGCAGGAUAUGUGUGUUACAAUUAAGAAUUCAAUGCAGUAGCGAUGAUAACUCUGUUAUCUGUAUGGAGGAGAAACAUGGCCAUUAAAAACAACUGAGAAGAGAAUACUAGAUAGUUUUUAGUGUCAAAAGUUAUAGCAUAUUCUUAAAAUCCAUUAGUUUGACUUUUGCCACAGACUAGAUGAACCUGGCAAGUUGCAACAGUUGAGAACAAGUUGACAGAAAUGGUGGGGUCGUGUCCAGUGUGAAAAAGGAGGUACUCUUUUACAGAAGGUUAAUAGAGCUGAGGUUGAAGAAAGCAGAGCAUGAAGCCAGCCAUGAAUGAAGUUGGAAGAUACUAUUUUGAGGGAUUUAAGAAGCCUAAAUCUUCCCAUCCUGACUCUUGCUGAAGGAAGAAAACUUGCAAGGGACCAUUCAAGAUGGAAGUCCUUUCUACGUGCCACCACAGCUACAUCAGAAUCAUGUGAAUCUGCUGCUGCUUCUGCCCCACCACUCUCCUUAGUAUUUUGUUCUGCUUAGCUUGGGUAGCUCCCUUACUCAGCUUGCUGCCUUCUGUUAAUACCAUUCUUAGGUGCUUAGCUCUCCCCAUGCAUUGCAGAGGGAGACUGGGUGCCUAAAAUUAGGCAUUGUGAAGCUGAGCCAAAAUCCCCUGUAAGGGUCUAGCCCUUAGACUUUAAGAUACUUUCUGUGUGAACUCACCAUGAAUGGUUAAAGAAAGCUGAAUAACUUAUUCUGUAAUUACAACAGCAUUUAAUUUCCAUAACUGACUUCAGCAUAUGUUUUAUUCUAGAUGCUAAUAAAGUGAAACUUUAGCUC
This is a messenger RNA of Trachemys scripta elegans, 3976 nucleotides long. It is a transcript of the gene DNAJC24, whose product is annotated as DnaJ heat shock protein family (Hsp40) member C24. Gene Ontology annotation, biological process: positive regulation of ATP-dependent activity. NCBI's taxonomy places the organism in Eukaryota, Metazoa, Chordata, Testudines, Emydidae. The transcript has 5 exons. Bases 339 to 779 code for a protein of 146 amino acids. The record is from RefSeq and is a predicted model, not a curated record. Gene Ontology annotation, molecular function: ferrous iron binding; ATPase activator activity.